AUGAGUUAGAAGCUUAAGAUUAGAAAGCCUGCUCCAGCCUUCACAGCCACAGCUUACGUGAAUGGAUCAUUCAAGAAAGUGUCACUUUCCGAUUUCAAAGGCAAAUACUUGGUCUUAUUCUUUUAUCCAUUGGACUUCACUUUUGUUUGCCCAACAGAGAUCAUCGCUUUUUCUGACAGAGUUGAAGAUUUCAGAAAGAUUGGAUGUGAGGUAGCUGCUGUUUCAGUAGAUUCACACUUCUCCCACAUGAAGUAUUGCUAGACCCCAAGAAAUCAAGGAGGAUUGGGAGACAUGCAAAUUCCUUUGAUUGCUGACUUAGGAAAAACUAUUUCUGCUGAUUAUGGAGUUCUUAUCGAUGAUCCUUAAGAUGGAGAUUUUGGAGUUGCUUUCAGAGGCACUUUCAUCGUCGACAAGAAUGGUGUUCUCAGACAUUAUUCAGUCAAUGAUUUACCAGUCGGAAGAAAUGUCGAUGAAACAUUGAGAUUAGUACAAGCAUUCUAAUUCACAGAUGAACACGGUGAGGUUUGUCCAGCAUCAUGGAAACCAGGAAAACCAACAAUGGUUCCAGAUCACGGAAGUUAAAAGCUCUAACAAUAUUGGACAGAUGAACAUGCCAAAAAGAAUGAAUGAGUCAAUUAUUAAAUAAAAAAUUUAUAAAAUUGUGUUUCGAUAUAUAUCAUUGAGUUAAA
Paramecium tetraurelia is the source of this 689-nucleotide messenger RNA. RefSeq lists its product as uncharacterized. Gene Ontology annotation, molecular function: thioredoxin peroxidase activity. The record is from RefSeq and is a predicted model, not a curated record. The transcript has 4 exons. Gene Ontology annotation, cellular component: cytosol. Lineage: Eukaryota; Ciliophora; Oligohymenophorea; Peniculida; Parameciidae. Gene Ontology annotation, biological process: response to oxidative stress; hydrogen peroxide catabolic process; cell redox homeostasis.